Molecule: messenger RNA, 1158 nt
Organism: Cladophialophora psammophila CBS 110553
Lineage: Eukaryota; Fungi; Ascomycota; Eurotiomycetes; Chaetothyriales; Herpotrichiellaceae
Exons: 3
Coding region: 1-1158 (385 amino acids)
Biological process (GO): cytoskeleton-dependent cytokinesis
Cellular component (GO): septin complex; cytosol; cell division site
Molecular function (GO): GTP binding; molecular adaptor activity; GTPase activity
Source: RefSeq, a predicted model, not a curated record
AUGGCUCCAGCAGCAGCGGAGUCCGCAUCGCCCAUUGGCAUUGCCAAUCUGCCCAACCAGCGACACAAGAUCGUCGCAAAGAGAGGCGCUGCUUUCACCAUCAUGGUGGCUGGCGAGUCGGGCUUGGGCAAGACCACCUUCAUCAACACUCUCUUCUCUACAACCAUCAAGAACUAUCAAGAUCACAAGAGGCGACACGCGAAGCAAGUUGAUAAGACGGUGGAGAUCGAAAUCACAAAGGCCGAGUUGGAGGAGAAGUUCUUCAAAGUCCGUCUCACCGUCAUUGACACUCCUGGUUUUGGUGACUAUGUCAACAACCGUGACUCCUGGAUGCCCAUCAUCGAAUUCCUCGACGACCAGCAUGAAUCCUACAUGUUGCAAGAGCAACAGCCCCGACGACAAGACAAGAUUGAUCUCCGUGUCCAUGCUUGCCUUUACUUCAUUCGACCCACCGGCCAUACCUUGAAACCCUUGGAUAUCGAGGUCAUGAAGCGGCUAUGCACACGCGUCAACUUAAUCCCGGUUGUUGCAAAGGCUGACACCCUUUCCCCGGCUGACCUCGCCCGCUUCAAACAUCGCAUUCGAGCUGUGAUUGAAGCUCAAGGCAUCAAGAUUUACCAACCUCCGAUUGAAGAUGACGACGAGGCCGCGGCACAACAUGCUCGUGCUCUUAUGGCAGCUAUGCCAUUUGCUGUCAUUGGCAGUGAGAAGGAUGUCAAGACUUCCGACGGUCGCAUUGUCAAGGGCCGGCAGUAUGCUUGGGGUGUGGCCGAAGUGGAGAAUGAAGAGCACUGUGACUUCAAGAAACUCCGGUCGAUCCUCAUCCGAACCCACAUGCUCGACCUCAUCCACACCACUGAAGAGAAUCAUUACGAGGCCUACCGUGCGCAGCAGAUGGAGACGAGGAAGUUUGGCGAGGCCAGGCCGAGAAAAUUGGACAACCCCAAGUUCAAGGAAGAGGAAGAAGCACUCAGGAAGAGAUUCACCGAGCAGGUCAAGGUGGAAGAACAGAGAUUCAGGGCAUGGGAGCAGAAGUUGAUUGGUGAAAGAGACCGCCUGAACAAGGACCUGGAGGCAACUCAUGCUGCAAUCAAGCAAUUGGAGCAGGAACUGGAACAGAUGCAAGGCAGUGCCGUGAGGAGCCAUGGUCGCCGCUAG